AUAUUUACAGGUGCCGGUUCAAGAAAGCUCCCGUAAAUAUCUGACCAUUACCACGCAGAAGGGAAUGUUUUGCUAUAACCGUCUUCCCUUCGGGAUCACCUCUGCGCCGUCAAAUCUUUCAGCGAGUCAUGGACCAAGUGUUGCAGGGCCUCCCCAACGUCCAUUGUUUCCUGGACGACAUUUUGGUGACUGAGGAGAACGAUGCAGAUCACCUAAAAAACUUAGAUGCAGUGUUGGGCCGAUUGGGAAAAUUCGGUUUGCGAGUACAGAAGGAGAAAUGUGAAUUCUUCAAGAGUUCAUUAGAAUAUUUGGGGCAUGUCAUUGAUAAAAAAGGGCUACAUAAGUCCCCAGAGAAGCUUAAGGCCAUAGCGGAGGCCCCAGCCCCCAUUAAUGUGAGUCAGCUCCGUUCUUUUUUGGGCCUGAUAAAGUAUUAUGGGCGUUUUGUUAAAAACAUGGCAACCAUGCUCAGCCCGUUACAUGAGCUGUUGCACACCGGAGUGGCAUGGAAGUGGUCACCAGAGUGUGAGAAAGCCUUUAAGGCAGCAAAAGACCAUUUGCAAUCAGAACAGGUGCUAACGCAUUAUGACCCCAGGUUGCCCCUGCGGAUAGCGUGUGACGCGUCGCCGUAUGGGGUGGGCGCGGUACUUUCGCACGUGAUGCCCGGUGGUGAGGAGAGACCCAUAGCCUUUGCCUCUAGGACACUGAGCAAGGCAGAGCAAAAUUAUGCUCAGAUUGAAAGGGAGGCGCUGGGAAUUAUUUUUGGGGUACGUAAAUUCCACACCUAUUUGUACGGGUGCCAUUUUACACUACUCACAGAUCACAGACCGCUGACAAGUAUAUUGAGUCCCAGUAAGGCGACGCCACCUAUGGCGGCCGCACGACUGCAGCGGUGGGCGUUAGUGUUAGCGGCACACAACUACACAAUCCAAUACAGGAAAGCAGCAGAUCAUGGGAAUGCAGAUGGUCUCUCACGGUUGCCACUGCAGGUAGCGCAUGGGGAAAAGCCAGACGCAGUAGAUAGGGUGACAGUACAUCACCUUGAGACACUCCCAGUGGACAGUGAAGAUAUUAGGAAGGGAACUAAAUAUGACCCAGUGCUCUCUAGGGUAGUAGAUAUGGUAGUGUCAGGCCAGUUUGUUGGAACAGUUGGGCAGAAUGACGCGUUGGCACCCUUCUACAUGCGACGAGACGAACUGACGGUGAUCCAGGGGUGUUUGCUAUGGGGCAGUAGAGUGGUGGUGCCUCCAGCGUUGAGACCGCAGCUUCUGAAGGAACUACAUGCCGGGCACCCAGGCAUGGUCAAGAUGAAGGCCAUUGCACGGAGCCAUGUCUGGUGGCCGGGGUUAGACGCCCAGAUUGAACAGCAGGCCAGGACAUGCUCUACGUGUCAACGGAACCAAAAGAACCCGGCGCUCUCCCCACUGCACACCUGGCCGUGGCCGGGAUCUCCAUGGCAACGGAUCCAUGUGGACUUUGCGGGGCCGUUCGAAGGACACAUGUUCUUGGUGGUGGUAGAUGCGUACUCUAAGUGGCCGGAAGUACAGGUGAUGAAAACGACGACGACGGAGAAGACUGUACAGGCCCUGAGGAGUAUGUUUGCCCGCAACGGAGUACCAGAGACACUGGUUAGUGACAAUGGGCCACAAUUCACAGCGGCAGAGUUCGGGGCAUUUCUCCGGGCAAACGGAGUGAAGCACAAAAGGUCAGCGCCGUUUCACCCCGCCACGAACGGUCAAGCAGAGCGUUUUGUGCAGACGCUGAAGCGUUCAUUGAAAGCGUCUAGGGGAACAUUUACGCUGCAACAUCGAGUGGAGGCAUUUUUACUCAGCUACAGGAAUGCGCCUCGCAUGACGAUGAGUGAGUCUCCGGCUAUGCUCUUCCUGCGCCGUCGGCUCCGCUCUCGCUUGGACCUUGUGAAGCCGAACGUGUCGGCUACGGUGGAGCUGGCGCAGGAGGGCCAACGAGAACGCAGAGAUAUGGUGGCUAAGGACAGACGGUUUGCAGUGGGGGAGGCCGUGCUGGUGCGUGAUUAUCGACGGGGGGAGGAGAAGUGGAUGCCUGGACUGGUGGCAUCACAAGAGGGACCGGUAUCCUACUCCGUGGAUGUGGGGGCAGGCGCACUCUGGAGACGUCACACAGAGCAGAUGAGAGCCGGUGACCGUGCGCUUUUGGUUCCCACUGGUCCAGAGCAACCAGCUGUGCUGAGUGAACUGACAAUUGGGGCCCAGCCGGUUGCUCCCCCCCCUUCUCCGGCAAGAGGGGAUGCUCUGGGAACCGGGACAGUCGCCCCCGAGCCAGGAGGGUCACCCAGACGGACAGCGGAUGUUGGCGCGCCAGGCCGGAGGUAUCCACUCCGGGUUACCAGAGCUCCAGACCGCCUUAAUCUCUGAACUGGGGGGCGUGGGUUGUUAGAGAGUCAUGUCACGUUUUGGGGCAGAAUAAUCCCCGUUGACUGACUCCGAGGUUCGGGGGUAGUCUACCCCCCGGCCUCAGUAAGCAUGUAUGUGUUUAAGUUUGAGUUCCCUAUUUACAAUAGCCCCCUAAGUGGGUAUUUCAAUGUAUUUUAUGGUUACACCGCCGAUUCGCACAAAGCAUCAUUUUGCACAUAACACACGUUCUAAGUGCUUAUGGCCUAGUCUGUUUUUAUAGGCUGGGGUUAAUAGGGGUGGUUUUAGGUGGGUGCGAAUCUGAAUAAGUGGGGAGGGAUGUUGUGUAUUGAGCUGUAUGUUUUGUCUGCAUGGUUACACCCAGUGACCACCAGGGGGAGUGCCAGGUGGGUUCAUAUAUGUUGGGUUGAACUUCCGUU
This is a messenger RNA of Entelurus aequoreus (snake pipefish), 2806 nucleotides long. RefSeq lists its product as uncharacterized. The transcript has a single exon. Gene Ontology annotation, molecular function: nucleic acid binding. The record is from RefSeq and is a predicted model, not a curated record. Gene Ontology annotation, biological process: DNA integration. The coding region runs from base 129 to 2390 and encodes 753 amino acids. NCBI's taxonomy places the organism in Eukaryota, Metazoa, Chordata, Actinopteri, Syngnathiformes, Syngnathidae.